CAUCGGAAUAUCUUGGAUGUUUUGGCUUGCCAAAAUGAUUUGAAGCAAUUUAUUAUUUCACCCUAAGAGGGUAUACAUAUUCAAAAUUCACUUCUAUCAUGUCAAGUUCAGUGUCACAAUUAUAAAAAUAGAACAGUGAUUGAACAAUAAAUAUUCGACGAAAUAUCAUGAAACAAUUGUUGAUAAGGUUAGAACAGAUGAUCAUAUUCUAUCAGUCAUCAUAGAAUGACGCAAAAUUUGACAUGACAAAGGUGCGUAGUCAUUUAGAAAGUUUUUUAACGUAUAUAAACGUGGCACAGUACGUUCCAUACUCACUGUUCUGUUAGCAGUAGCUUGUGCAAUAACGUAAAGUAAUAACAAAUUAUUUCUGAAUUAAUACAUAAAAGAUCUAAUAAAAAUGGAAUUCCCAAAGUUGGGAGAGCACUGCUCAGAGAAAACUUGCAACCGCUUAGACUUUCUACCUCUCAAAUGUGAUGCUUGUCAAACAAUUUUCUGCAAAGAUCACAUAUCUUAUGCAGAGCACUCCUGUCCUAGUGCUUACAAAAAGGAUGUUCAAGUACCAGUUUGUCCAUUGUGCAAUGCUCCUGUACCAUCCAAGAGAGGAGAUCCUCCUGAUGUUGCCGUAGGACAACAUAUUGAUAAUGACUGUAAAUCUGACUAUGGAAAGAGUCGUAGAAAAGUUUUUGCCAACAAGUGCUCAUCAAAAGGCUGUAAAGUUAAAGAAAUUGUUCCAGUAAAGUGUUCAGACUGCAGUAGGAAUUUCUGUUUGAAACAUAGACAUCCGACUGAUCAUUCUUGCUUAGGUAAAGAGGAAGCUAUGAGACUUAAAAGAUUAAGUGCAUUAAAUAGGUCUACACUUCAAAAUAGUAGCAAUGCAUGCAAUUCACACUCACUUAGAAAUUUGCAAGGUACUUUGAGUGAAGAUGAAGCUCUUGCAAGAGCACUGCAAGCCUCUCUUCAAGAUCAACAACAAGCUAAUGAACCAGUGCCUUGGGCCAGUCGUGACAAAUGUAGAUUAUCUUAAGUUUACUUUAUUCUCAUGUAGAAAA
Messenger RNA from Phymastichus coffea, 1049 nucleotides. Its product is annotated as AN1-type zinc finger protein 2A-like. Gene Ontology annotation, cellular component: endoplasmic reticulum; cytoplasm. The transcript has 2 exons. Lineage: Eukaryota; Metazoa; Arthropoda; Insecta; Hymenoptera; Eulophidae. The record is from RefSeq and is a predicted model, not a curated record. Gene Ontology annotation, molecular function: zinc ion binding. Gene Ontology annotation, biological process: protein targeting to ER; proteasome-mediated ubiquitin-dependent protein catabolic process. The coding region runs from base 398 to 1024 and encodes 208 amino acids.